UUUGUGUGAGCCCUGCGGACGGCACCAUGUCACACACAAGAGGGGGUCCGCUGUACGAGCCUGUAAAACUUUAUUAAUAAAAGGAAUUAGCUUCAGCUUCAGGGGGAGAGAGAGGUUUCAUUCUCCCACCAUCUCAUCUCCAAAACGGUGAAAUGGGAUUUUCUGGCUGAGCGGCCGCCACCGCCGCUGCUGUCCAUGCGGUCUCUUCUCAUGUCUGUGGAUGGUGCGUAAUAAUAUCAUCUGGAGAGGCCGAGGCCGACAUUUUACCCCGGUCCGGAGGAGCCUUAACUCCGAGGGGACAUCCGAGGACACGCGAUAAGGCUGGGAGGCUGAGAGCUGCAGGGUUGCGACAUGUGAAAGGAGCUCCGCCCCUUGACCCGCUCAACUCUCAACCUUCGCAGAACUCACUUGAACCGACGUUGUGACCGCGACCUGACACCCUCCUGCCUCGGGCAUGCCUCAGCCGGGUAUGAAUGGGAUGGAGCCUGCGUUUGGCGAGGCCUACGGGGGACACAGGGGUCUGCUGAGCCCCUACCCUCUCGCCAUGUCGCCACAAGGGGGCAGGACCGAGUACGACCAGAGCGUGCUCCUCAUGCUGGGCUCCCCGGCAUCGCCAAGGAAACGGCCCUUUGAGUUGCUAAGCGACCUGGUGGACGAUGGUGGCUUCGGCGAGGACCUGCACCCGGAGCGAUGGGACGUGUCCGCGCUGGACGAGAUGGCUCGCUACACCAAGCUGGGCCUUGGGGUGGGAGGGGAGCUCCUGGCCUGCUCCGAGGAGGCCGUCCUGAUGGGCCGCUGGGGGAGAAGCCGGGAGGAGCAGGAAGAGGAAGAGGAGGAGGAGCGGAGGAGGAGGAGCAGGCACACGGCACCUCCCGUCAUCCAGGAAGUCCAGGCCACUGCUGCAGGGAGGGAGGAGGGGCGCAUCUCUGUUGCCACAGCAACAGAGAGGGAGUUGUGUGUUGCAGGAAGAGCGGCUGCAGGAGGACAGGAUGGGGGGAUGUCACGGGAGCGCACGGUGGAGGUGUAUCAGGUGGCGCAGGAGGAGGAGGAGGAGGUGGCGGCAGCAGCGGCCGCAGGUUUGGCUCUGGAGCACUGCAGCGAGGAGCACAACUACUCCCUGAGCCAGGGAGAGGAGCUGGGGCCCGGCCAGAACUCCCAGACAGAGGGGGCGCGGGGCGCGGAGGCGCAGCAGGAGGUGCGGGGCAAGGAGGACAAUCAGGCCAAGACUGAGCUAGAUCUGGAAGAAGAGGAGCAGGAUGAGGACGAAGAGGAGGAGGAGGAGGAAGAGGAAGAAGAAGAAGAAGAAGAGGAGGAGGAGGACGAAGGAGAGGAGGAGGAGGGAGCAGAGGAGACGGCGGUGGAGGCUGAACUCUCCAGCUCCUCAGAAACUGAAUGUGAGGUGGAGGCAGAGCCGGUGAGGCAGCCGGGGGAGCGCCCGUCGAAGCGCCGCUGCUUCUGGGAGUACCGGCGCGCUCGGGAGUCGGCCACCAAGAAGAAACUGGGCGGAGACGUCCACUGGUCUCUGUCCUGGAGCUCCAGCACGCUGCCCAGCACGCUGUACCGCCGAGAGGGCAAAAAAGGCCGCCGCAAAGCUCGCAAGACGGACGCCAGCGACCUGACGCCGAACCCUCAGAAGCUCCACAACAUCGGCGAGCAGCUGCAGAAGCUCAACGCCGCCAUCGACGGCAUGGGCCCGGUCAACGACCUGCCCGCCGUGGCCCGAGCCCGGUCCCGCAAAGAGAAGAACAAGCUGGCCUCCAGGGCCUGCCGGCUCAAGAAGAAGGCCCAGCACGAAGCCAACAAGAUCAAACUGUGGGGGCUCAACCAGGAGUACGAGAACCUGCUGGGAGCUCUGCUGCGUAUCAAAGAGGUGAUCCGACUGCGGGUGGAGAGCAGUGAGGAGGAGGACACGGACGAGCGAGGGAUGACCCAACGCCUGGAAGACAUCCUGCGAGAGUCCAGCGGUCCUUUAGUUGCUGGGCGGACCAAAGACUUUGUGCAGAGGAUUUUGGCGGCCAGCGCCGGCGGUCAGAACCAGCGCAAAGAGCUCCCCCAGGGAGGAGACGAGACGGUGGGCUAAUCUGACCCAGCAGACCCCUUCUCCCCCUCUCCCCGUUCUUCUCCUCCUCCUCCUGCCUCUUUCCACGCCUCCCGAGCAACAUGACCUGACCAAGCUUCUCCACACCGCCUCCAAUCUCAUGACGUACACAUUCGAGUUAGAGCAGAGAGAUGAAGAGGUGGAGGAAGAAGAGGAGGAGGAGGAAGGAGUAGCCUAAACAACAUGGGAGUAAAUUGCCACCCUGCUCCUGGUCCUCUCCUGUUGGCCCUCCAAACAGCAGCCGUCUUCACUGCUCUGUCUCUGCAGGCUGCACCACAACCACCACCAGGCCAGAGCUGCUGCUGCUGCUGCUGCUGCUGCUGCUGACGUCUCUGUAUUCUGUCUGUCUUUGUCUGUGUGUGUGUGUGUGUGUGUGUGUGUGUGUGUGUGUGUGUGAGUGUCGGACAUGUAACAUACUGUAUGAGUGUAUAGUGUUCCUCUCUCCCUCUGUGUGCUGUAUUUGUAUCCCAGUGUGCCUAUGAAUAGACAUUGCACUGUUUUGUAGAUGGUCGUAGUUGUCGGCAGGGGGCCGGUAGUGAGGCGAGGGCGAGGGGGCAUUUGAGGAUAGAGGAAGCGCUAAAAUAAGGAAGUGGGAGGAGCCCAGGCCUGGAAGACAAAGAAGCAUGUGUGCACUUUUUUUUUGGGGUCGGGCUCCUAUAGAAGCACUGCAUACCAUUCGGAUUGCAUCGACAUCUGAAAAUGUCAGUAACAAGUGAUGGAGUCCUGCUCUCCAGACCAGCUGUUGAUGGAAACAACAGCGUGUUUGUUGUGGAAAAGGAGCUUUAAUUCCCACACACCCCUCCCACUUUAAAACUCCCCUUCACCCCAUCAAAGUUAGAAAACGAAAGAGAAAACUGCACCUUAAUUCCAAAUGACCAAAGAUACUGCUGAACCACUCAGACACCAAAACCUCUCACUGCUUCAGAUGCUGCCAACCAUUAACACAUCGUUUUGUUUUGGAACGUGAGGGACUGAAAUAUUCUGAUUGUGAUCAUGUUUUAUGCAUCCUCAAAGGAUGAAGUUAGUGAACUUUUUAAUACCCCCUUCACAUAAAUAAAUGCACUACUAUCAUGGACCUGAGAGGCCACUGAGUGCGACAGACAGGAAGCGACUGAUGGUUUGUUAUUCAGUCAGCUCUUUUAGCUCUGCAGCCUGGUGCUCCUUCAGCUUAUCUGCAGUGGCUUUAUUUUUACCCACAAAAAAGGGAAGUGUCCUCAAAGCCUUCCCCGAGCCCUCUCCUCAACCCCUGACCUGAUUAUGUAGCGCACCUUCCUGAAUUGCAAUGACAAAUAGAGAAAAACACUUGUAGAUCUAGAAAAGCAAAUACGUUUUUUUAAUGAUUUUGUUGUUAUUUGGCAACGCCCACAUAGUGGGUGUCAGUCCUGAGUUUUGAAAUCUGCCUUUCUUCUGUGGUCUUUGCUGAAGCUGUAGACCAACCUGUCCAAGGUCUCUAAAUGUUGUUGGACAUAAAAAAAAAAGUCAAGGACCCUUUGAUUUGCACUGUGGUAAGAGCAACUAAAGCACCUUCGAAGAGGGCUUCAGAUCCUCCAAAAGAGAAAAAAAAAAGACUCUUGGCACCUUUUGUCUGAAGACAGAUAUUGAUUGAGAGGCUUGUCGUUGGCGCCUGGCGCUUUGUGACCGACCGGUCUCAGUUUGUUUCAGUAUGGUGCUACUGUACGAUGAAAAAAAACAUAAAAAAGCAAUGCAAACCUGAGCGGAGGCAUCAGGCAGUAACUGCUGACUGGGUUUUGGCCUGCGAGCAUGUAAUGUUGUAAUAGGCAGUUUGUUUGCAUAAUGACGCCUUUCUGAAGUGCCUGGAGCUUAAAGCCACAGGGACCUGUGUUAUUAUGCCUGAUCUUCAACCCUAUUACAUGCUAAAAUGUAACCCAUGACUACUGCUCCCAGCUCGGCCUCACUUGACUUAGAAGAAGAAGAAGAAAAAAAAACCCUGCAGGCCCGUGUUGGGUCCUAUCAGCCAAAAAAGUCAACCAAAAUAUUUUCCUUUCAGAUUAAAACCUAUACAUGGAAACAGUAGCUGGCACCGGUUUCUGUGAACAUCAACUCUGGGAAAUAUAAGUAGAGGAGUGGCUGUUAGCUAAGCAAUCCCCCCAUUUGUUUUUCAACCUUGACGAGCUCCAAUCUGGGCUGCGUUCCAAAGCUGCUGCUCUAUAACACGCUGUUCCCUCCUAUGGAAACUCCAUUUCCUGUCUCACCCAGGAGAGGAGCAGUGAACCUUAAACUCUUCACCUCCUUGAGGUCUCGCUCGUGGUCAUUUUCAGAAAGCUGCGGGCACAAGAGUUCAGGGCAGUUUGUCUUGUUUCUGUGUCGUUUUAAUUCUGGGAAAUGUCGCUCAUGGUUGCAUGAGUGUGGAGCUGUACUGUAAACAGACAUAAACAUCCAGCUGAACGGUUUCGUCGUGGAGGUCUGCCGCUGACGAGCAGAGCUUUCUGAGCUCUGAUGCCAAAGACUGACAGUCUGGUGCAGCAGCAGGAGGCUCUGAUGUCACUGAGCCUUCUUAAACAUCACCACAGAAACUCGGUCAGGUUUGAUCAUUUUCCAGUAAAAAUAAAAAAGUGGAUGAUCUAGGACAAGGUCAAAGGUGCACAGUGCACCCUUUCUGCUGCUGAGAAGUGGUUCCACGUCCUUCCACUUACUCUCGAGGCUUUGGGAGUCACAGGAUCUCAUGCCGCAAGCUGCAGCUUCCUGCACAUGCCCGCCCGCACGCAGGCAACAACAAACAAAAAAGAGAGGAAACGGCAGAAAACAACUGCACGUAUCAGCGAAGUUUCAAAUGUUCCCAUCUGUCGCGUCGGCGGAGGACGAGGUCUUUGGGUUUAAGAGGGAUUCCACUUUGAAUGCAUAAGUUUGUCCUGAUGUUUUCCUUCCUCCAAAGUGGUGUUAUAUAACACAAAACACCAUCUGCUGUGUACAUUCAUCUAUAAGCCAAAAACUGAACUGAAGAGAAAACUGUUGUAACGCAGUGAAUUCCUGCCACCGAUACAAACAAGACGCGAGGCGGGAUCCUACGCAAACAGAGAGCUCGAGCAAGGGCUGAGAGUGAAACUGUAGCAUUAUUCCUCUUUAAAGGUGUUUUUUUGUAUCAUGGAUGAUCCCUUUAACUGUAAAGCUUUAAUGGGGAGUGGCCAAUUUUGGCAAGGCCACUUGUCUCUGCUCACAUUCCUGACUCACUUUCCCAGAAAGUUUCUGUUUAUGUACCUGGAAGCAGGAGGCAGAUAUGAGAGGGGAGACUGAAAUGACCCAAAGAUGGCUGCUGCUGCUUGGUCACGUCUCUGUAGCUGCUCUGCUGGUCGUCACAGGGUCAGGAUUCAAAGCAUACAGAACUGAUGCUCUCAGCUUACAGAUUUAGCCAACUCUGACCUAAUAUAGACAAUGACUUUGCAUAAACUGGAUGAUUCUUAUCUAAGCUACUUCCUCGUUGGCUGCCGGACGCAGAGAGAAGUAAACAGUCCUAAAACUUUCUGUCACUGACAAGUUUUUUCCUGUGAAACAGAAAGUGUUUCUGUCCUCAGUGAAAGUUCGAUCCAGCUCAGCUGCUCCAGGGGGGACAGUCACAGCCUAAAAGAGAUUUAGCUCUUCUUUAGGUGUCUUGUGUUCAAGCAGGGCUGCUCAUGAGACAAUUAGAUUUUAAUGCAUUAACUCAAGUCCAGCAGCAUCCGGCUGUGACCCACAAUUUUUAGUUAAAUCUGUGGAAGAUUGCACCUUAUUUAGAGAUUGUACUUCCUUCUAAAUUUGGCUGUAACUAAAACUUUAUUUAAACGACUUGCUAAAACAAGUAAUUAGUAUAAAGUUAACAACUUUGAUCAGUGAUAAACCAUGCGAAUCAUAAAGAAAAUGAUUGAAAAGAUAUGAAUUGCUAAGUUUUCCUGUUUAUGAAUUAAAUAUCUUUUGGAAAAACACGCAGUUUGAAACCCUCAACUUGGCUUUUAUGAUGGCUAUUUAUUUUUCUGACAUUUUAUCGACUUAAAAAAAAUACACUGUCAAAUUGAUAGUUAGUUGCACCAUAAUUGGCUAAAAAGGUUUGACAUUUGCAAAGAGGUAUUUCUCUCAGUUUGAGCCAGUAAGAGCUGGUAUUCUUGUGUUGAGUUAUCCAAAGUGUAAAAGAGUCCCUGCUUGGAAAACACUAAGUUAACACAAAUGGAGAAGUGGCGUUGGAGUGAUGAGGACAGGGAGAAGCUGUCGGCCUCCCUCCCUCACCUCCCUUUCAUGUGAGCGCCGAGUGGUUUUGGACCGGGCGUGGAGGCGUUGUGGACCGGCGGGCUGAAUAGACCCAUCAGUAAGCCUACACUGGUGGGACGCUGCUGACCUCCGGGUGCCCGUCCCCACUCUGCCCCAGCGAGCACAUUGUCGGAGACACUCGGGGUUCUCUGGUUUCAAAGGCGAUAGGCCUCCGGGCAGAGGAGGCCGGGGGAAACAGCACUUAGCCGGUCCCUCGGAAUAGUUUAUCCGAAACCUCUUAAUCCCCAGCAGCUCCGCCCCCCUGUCACUGUCUGACAGCUGCAGAGGAGCAGGAGGAGGAGGAGGAGGAGGAGUCGCUGCCGCUCGCUGCUGCAGCCUGCAUCUUGAUGUCUCCUUUGUCACUGACCUGGAAACUUCCAUCUGGGAAGAAGCCAGAUGGGAGGAAAGGGGUCGGUUUAGACCUGCUGGUCCACAUGGAGUUCUCCUUUCAGUGAAGCUGAGGUGUUGGAAGCUGGCUGAAGCCUCUCAUGUCUCAUCACUGCAUCCAAGUCACAGGGUUAACCUGUUUUUGUUAUGAAAGACAUAAAUCUCUGGCGAUCUUUCAAAAACCCAGAAGGGACUCUGAACAACUUGUUUCCUUCAUCCACUUCUGAAAGUACAGGAGCGUUUUGUUUGUUAACGCAACAUUUGGCAUUUCAUCACAUGAUGGUUUCUGUUUUUGUAGCUUAAAAGCCUAUUUUUCCAAUAAGUUACAUAAAUGCACUAUCAACGUCAACAAAUGUAAAAAAUAAUUUCUGCAUCCAACCUGUGAUUCAGAUCUGCUCCAAAAUUUUCUGGGUUCUCCCGUGGUCCAACCGACAGCCUUGUGAGUUUAAUGAAAAUUUGGCCUUCAGUUUUUCUGUAAUCCUGCUAACAAAUCAAGCCGACAACACGACGUGCUUGGUGGAAGUUAUAAACAACCUUUCUUAUCGAUGUACUGUCAUGGUUUCAUUUCAUUUCGGAGACGAUGUAACUUACAUGCCUAGUGGCUUUCUGCACGGGACGAGUUGGCUGUGAUUAAAAGUUUUUAAUAGAAUAGUUUUUAAUAGAAUAUUGUUCUUAUCCAAGUAGACAAAAUAGUUUGUGAAGAUUUGAAUACCUUCAAAACUGCAGGAAGUGUCAACCCUUAACACCCAUCACUUCUUCUUUCUUUUAUCAUUAGGUCCUUAAAAGCUUUUAAGGUUUUAUUAUAUCCAUGAUCUGCUUUUGUUUAACUGUGUCUCCUAAAAAUGACAUUCAUGUAGAAAAAACCUGCAUUCUCAGUUACGUUUCUAGAAAAAAAACAUUCUCUCCUGGUCACCGUUUUAGACACGUGGUUAACAUUGUGAAUUCAAAUAAAACUACAUGGUUAGAUUUAAGAAAAGAUCAUGGUUUGAGUUAAAAUCAGUAUGUUUAUAACACGUUAGUUUUGUGCAUCGUGGAGGUGACUCAAGUACGUUAUGUAAGUUAAAUAAGUCAUUGUUAGUGUCCUGGAUAAAAGUCCCUUGCUUUUUUCUUUGCAACCCAACCUCCUCCCAUAUGCAUAUUUUGAUUAACUUGAUAAUGCAUUUGAGUAUGCAUUAAAAAAAGUUUUUUCCCUCAAAAUGUGAUUAAAAGUGCAGCUAGUUAAGUUAAAUGCACUUGUUUGUUUUCUUCCUAACUCACAUCUGUCAAAUGUAACUCCACCACCACCAGCUGGUUAGCUUAGCUUAGCAUGGGUCUGUAUUAAGGCAUCAAAACCCACCUUCCAGCACCUUUUUAAAGCUUAUUAAUUACCAUCUUAAAUGCUUACAAGACCAAACUCCUGAGAGUCUGGACUGUAGCGUCCCCCUGAAUGAACAGUUGGUGAUGAAAGGUUUCCCAACCUGUUCUGGAUCUUUUGAAACAUCUCCAGAGAUUUGAAACACAGAUACUCGGCCCUGUAUACCCAAAAUGUAGUGGUGAUGCAUGAGAGGCAGCUGAGACGCACCUUUGUGGCUUUAACCAAAACCAAGUCAGUGGUUUCUGUCACGAUCAGAGGACAGAGGACAAAAAGCAUCGACGUCUCGUUAGAAAUGAGACGAUGCUUUAUGGUAUUCGACGAGGACUUCCCGUGGAGAGAAUAAAGACUGAAUAAUCGCAUCCCUGCUGGUUCUUUAAUCCACUUGAAAACACGUUGAGUGAUUGGAGGAAAGGAAAAUCAAGAGACUAGCAAACAUUCCACAAUGCCAUGUCAUAUAAUGUACAGCAAACCCUUCCUUCUCUUCUUCUGUCUGUCUGUCUUUAACCCAGUAACCACAAUACUACAGUAAUACUUCGGACCUGUUAACACAUUAACACAUCUUUAUGUACAACUCCUUCGUCAGUAAGUAACCUUUAAGAAAAUAGUUAAAAAAAAAGAAAUAAUAAAAAAAAAACAAGAAGUGCCGUACAAAUAGAAGCCUAAUAUUUUUUG
This is a messenger RNA of Centropristis striata (black sea bass), 8747 nucleotides long. RefSeq names its product CREB3 regulatory factor-like. The transcript has 11 exons. The coding region runs from base 455 to 2080 and encodes 541 amino acids. Gene Ontology annotation, cellular component: nucleus. Gene Ontology annotation, molecular function: RNA polymerase II transcription regulatory region sequence-specific DNA binding; DNA-binding transcription factor activity, RNA polymerase II-specific. Gene Ontology annotation, biological process: response to unfolded protein; regulation of transcription by RNA polymerase II. The record is from RefSeq and is a predicted model, not a curated record. NCBI's taxonomy places the organism in Eukaryota, Metazoa, Chordata, Actinopteri, Perciformes, Serranidae.